Molecule: messenger RNA, 1224 nt
Organism: Setaria italica (foxtail millet)
Lineage: Eukaryota; Viridiplantae; Streptophyta; Magnoliopsida; Poales; Poaceae
Product: acyl transferase 15
Exons: 3
Coding region: 1-1224 (407 amino acids)
Source: RefSeq, a predicted model, not a curated record
AUGGCUGCAUGGGAGAGAGGUAGGAGACAGAGGAGUCUCACCGCGGAGCUCCUCCUUGCUGCUGCCGUGCUCGAGCUCCCCGCCCCGGAGCUCCUCUAUCUAGAUCCACCGUCCCCGGCGGAGGGAAUGAGAGGGAGGGCGGCGCCCGUCGGCGAAGGGAAGGAGAGGGUGGAUGGAGCGGACGCCGAUGAGUUUUACAUUCGGUGCACUGACGAGGGCGCUGAAGUCGUUGCUGCAUCUGCCAACUGUGCCUUGAAGGAAGUAAAAUCCUUUGAUAAGACUCUGUUAGCCAAGCUUACUGUCGACUCCCCCCACCAAGGCCACCACGCAACCUAUCCUUUGUUGUCUCUACAGGUGACAGAGUUCUCUUGUGGCGGCUUCAUCCUUGCGGUGACAUGGAACCACGCCAUUGCUGAUGGCGUUGGUAUCGCCCAACUCAUAGGGGCACUCGGUGAGCUUGCACGUGGGUUAUCAUCGCCUUCCAUUGUUCCGGUUCGGUGGGAUGAUUCAGUCUCCAGUUGGUCUCCACCGUUCAAUGAAAUGCAACAGACUAUGAGCCCCGAGCCUUUAGCCCUUGUCCCCCUUGACAUCGCCAUCCCCUUGAGCACGAUCAACCGCAUCAAAGCCAAAUUUUGCAGCUACUUCAGUGGGCAGCAGUGCACGAUGUUUGAGGUGGUCAUCGCCAUUCUAUGGCAGUGUCGAACUCGUGCAACCGUCUCCAAUCCAGAGACACAGGUUUUUAUUUCAUUUGUGGCUGAUGUGCGCAAGCACGUGGGUGCCAAGGAUGGCUACUACGGCAACUGCCUCACUGAUCAUGUAGUCAAGGCAACGAGCAACAUGGUGGCAAACACCGACAUUAUGAACCUUGUAAUGAUGAUCAAGCAUGCCAAGGAUCAAAUUCCUAACAAGUUCAAGAAGAAUGCAAGCAACGACAGCAACCAGCUUCAAGGAUUAGAUGGGCCAUACAACAAGUUACAUUUGUCAUCGUGGAGAAAUAUUGGCUUUGAUGAGGUUGACUUUGGGAGCGGUGCGAUGUGGACCAUGUGGAAAGCGAGGAACAAUAUAGUCUUUGACGACAAGAUGGUAAAGGCCCCGGAGAUGAUGGUGUACAAGCUGUUAGCACUUCUUACUUAUUGGAAGCCGCUUCUGAAGCAGAAGGAGUCUGAGAAGGUGGAGGUGAUGAUUGGCAAACUCACGCUGGAAUGCUGCAAGUUGACGGCGUGA